CGCUCAGAACGCGUCAUUACAAGACGACGGUGCAGGCCUUCUCCGAUGCGCCUCUAGUUUCGUUCUCUACGGAUCAACAAGUGGACAAUGUGGAGCUCAUCGUAAGUGCAUCAAGUAUCGACGACAAUGUCAGCCCCAUGCUGAAAAGGGACUAUGUACUGCUCAUGAGAGGAUCGACCACUAUAAAGUCUGGAAGAUUAAACCAGAAGCAGUACAGAUGAGAGCAGGGGCAUCGCAGUGGAUAGACUCGUUCUAAUCUGGAAGUCUCGAUGGAAAGGAAUAGCGGUUCCAUCUGGCUAUCUCCGAUUCGUCGUCUUGAUGAGAGUUUGAACACCGACGCUUCGAAUGAGGUUCUCGUCCCAACAGAAGAACAGGGUUCCGACGUACGUGCAACGGAGACGGCAUCUAGUUCCGACAAUCGCCUUAAUGACGCACUGGUUGUGCUGUAUGAACCACCAAAAGGACAACCUUACGAGACGGAGAUAAUAUUUGUGCACGACCUAUAUACUGAACGCUGUAAAGAUGCAUGCAAAACGACAUGGACCAGCGGAAACGGCUUAUGCUGGCCAAAAGAUUUGUUGGCAAAAAAGUUCCCAAGAGCUCGUAUGUUAUCGGUGUCUUAUGAUGCUUGUGUGACUACAAAUAGUACCCAGGGCCGAAUGGACUCCUUGUACCUCGUUGCAGAGAAGGUGGUGGGCAGCCUAUUCCUUUCAAGAGCCAACGUUGGGCAGACAUACAACUGCCCAAUUUUGUUCGUCGGGCAUGGCCUGGGAUGCUUCGUUAUUAAAAAUCUGAUGAUCCAAGCUCGUGAUCAGUGGAAUGAGGAAAGUAAAAAUGAGAAAAGUCGAAAUUUGUUGAGGAACGUCGGUGGGUUUGUGUUCUACUCUCCUUUCAACUCGGGAGUCAAAUGGAAUUUGUAUCAAUUUGAGCCUGGUCAAAGUAAUCCACUGACGAACUGCAUGAAAAUACACGAUCCGGAGCUUAGUCGACUCAAUGGUGCGUUCAGCCGUCUUCGACGACGUAUGCAGAAACAUCGAGAUUCGGAGGAGCUGUGGCAGGUUCUGACGAUCUGCGAGUCAGAUGAAACAAUAUCAAGAACGCCUGGUCAAACACAAAGAUCAGGAACCUAUGUUUCAGAGGGAACGUCUAGAUUCGACUGUGAUUCGUUCUGGUUUGGAAAUGGUGACCAUUUUAAUGUCUGCAAACACCAGUCAGAGGGAGACGCUGUAUAUCAAAGCGUCGAAGAUUUCCUUGCUGCUAUCCUUAAGAGUGAUAAAUCAGCUAGUCCGAACUCCAUACCUGAUUUUAAUCCGACAGCAGAUGAAAAAAUUUGGAAGGCACUUCUCCCCCGGAAGGUGUUCAUUGACCUAUUUCCUAACAGAAUUCCUUUCUUCACAUACGAAUCCUUCACGGAGGCUGUUAUGACAUUUAUCCCAAAGGGAUUUGCUGUCGACGGAUCUGUGGACGAGCAGAGAAGGGAGAUCGCAGCUCUUCUUGCCCAUUUCGACCACGGAACUAGUGGACUGCUAUACAAGGAAAGCAGUGACCAGCAAGACACACACUGUUUACCCAGUAAAGAUUUUCCUUGUCAUCCAGGAAAAAGUUAUCAUGGUCGAGGGCCAUUGCAGCUGUGCUGGAACUACAACUACAAAAUGUGCGGGGAAGGUAUAGGUGAUGACAGCCUUUUGUCCUGUCCUGAAAAGCUAUCACAAGAUCCCGUAAUUGCGUUCAAAUCAGCGCUCUGGUUCUGGUGUACGCGCCAGUGGAACAAGCCAUCCUGCCAUUCUGUCAUGACUGGAAACUGGACUCCAGAAUCUACGGACAUCGAGGCCAACAGGCUGCCAGGUUUCGGAUUGACGAUCAACAUCAUCAAUGGAACUGAAUGUAACAAAGAGUCAGCUGACGCUAAUUCACGUGUAGAGAAGUAUAAAAAGUUCUGUGAGCGUUUGCACGUUGAACCAGGAGAAAACAUGCAUUGCAGAUAUCAGAAGCCGUUUGGACAAGUCUGAGCACGGACAAUAUAAUGAGGAAACAAUCGUCUGACUAGAUAAGUCUGGAAUAUACAAAUCUUUCCGUAGAUGCCGCUUUCCGGCAAGCAUUGGGGGCGAAGAAUGAGCAAAAGUGCUUUAUUCCCAAGAUAAAGCUUUGUUUUCUUUUCUGGACUAAAGUCCAGAAAGAACGCGUCGUAGAUGCAGUUGUCGUACCUGUACGCGGCCAUGCAGUCUUUAUAGUCCAACCCUCCGUCGAAUUUGGAAGCUGUCCGAGAGUCGUGUUCAUGAUGUCCGAACAACGGCUGCGAAUGUAGGAACUGAUGUCAGCUGGUUCUGGCGUGUAGAUGUAUUCAGUGCACGAUUUUGACUUUUUCGGAGAUAAAGAGGUGAGAAAGUAACUCAUGAUAUGUAUUUUACGUUCAUCAUUGUUUACUGUCUUGCUCCUCACAUCAACCUUGACAUGGAAGAUGGGGUUGUGGACAUUGUUGGAUUACGCAAAGAGUCGUUUUUAAUCUAUUCCUUUAUGUAAACACACUAGAAUACAACAACACAGUGGCCGUUUGAAACAUAUGAAACUGUCUUGACCAUUAAGAGCACGUGAUGAAAGCGUCAAAUCCUUAUCGAUUGUCAUCAUGUUGAGAUCAACAAUCAUCAUCAAUAAAAAUUUUCUAGCCAGAGUCCGAGUACUAUGAAACCGUAGUGCUUGGUACUCGGAAUAAAAUGAAAUAUUAUACU
Messenger RNA from Marchantia polymorpha subsp. ruderalis, 2726 nucleotides. The record is from the annotation of a GenBank genome assembly. NCBI's taxonomy places the organism in Eukaryota, Viridiplantae, Streptophyta, Marchantiopsida, Marchantiales, Marchantiaceae.